Molecule: messenger RNA, 639 nt
Organism: Zalophus californianus (California sea lion)
Lineage: Eukaryota; Metazoa; Chordata; Mammalia; Carnivora; Otariidae
Product: ribonuclease P protein subunit p20-like
Exons: 1
Coding region: 1-423 (140 amino acids)
Biological process (GO): tRNA 5'-leader removal
Cellular component (GO): ribonuclease MRP complex; nucleolar ribonuclease P complex; nucleus
Molecular function (GO): nucleic acid binding
Source: RefSeq, a predicted model, not a curated record
AUGGCGGAAAACCGAGAGCCCCGCAGGGCCGUCAAGGCUGAGCUGGACCCGGGGGAGUAUACCCUUCGGAAGCGGCUCCCCCACCGCCUGCCCCGGAGGCCCAGUGACAUUUAUGUCAACAUGAAGACUGACUUUAAGGCCCAGUUGGCCCGCUGCCAAAAGCUUCUGGACGGAGGGGCUCGGGGUCAGAAUUCAUGCAGUGAGAUCUACAUUCAUGGCUUGGGCCUGGCCAUCAACCGUGCCAUCAGCAUUGCCCUACAGCUUCAGGCAGGCAGCUUCGGGUCCUUGCAGGUGGCUGCCAAUCCCUCCACCGUGGAGCUUGUCGAUGAGCUGGAACCAGAGACUGAUACACGAGAGUCGCUGACCCGCAUCCGCAACAACUCGGCCAUCCACAUCCGGGUCUUCAGGGUUGCACCCAAGUAAUGAAAAUGAGGAUGGCCACCUUAUCCACCCACCCCCACAUAAGUAGGCUCAGCUGUGGCUCUUCUUGUACUGAGUACAGUCAUGGACCUUCUACCAGAGCCACGUAAGAAAAGCCUGUCCCCUUACAGCCCAGAGGACUCUGAACUGCGAGGGAGAGUAUUGUCUCUUGUUGGGCCCAAGCAAUGGGUCAUCCCGAGUCUUUGUGGUCUGUAACCA